AUGAAUUCAACAACAACAACAAAAACAAUCUUUGGAGUACUAUUAUUGGCUAUUACUAUUGGUUAUCUUGAAUCAUCAGUUGUACUUAGUACAAGAACAAUUACGGAAAAACAAGGUCGUGAUGUUGUAUUAUCAUGUCGAUUCGAAGGUCUUACCGAUCGCGAUCGAGUCAUGUGGUCAAAAGAUGGUGUUGUACUCUCUGUUAAUCAAGAAAUCUCAGGUGAUAAACAAAAAUAUGAAAUUAUAGGAAAAUAUGAUUUAAUUAUAAAAAUAAUUGCUGGAAAUGAUAGUGGACGAUAUCUAUGUCAAAACUUUGAUCAAGCUUUAUCAAUGACUAUUGUAUUAACGGUUUUAAGUAAGUAAAAAAAACAACUAAGAUCGUGUAACAAAAAAAACACAACCUUGAUCCCACACAACAUACACAUGUCUUUCUUAGGAUCAGACGAAAUUCGAUCUCAACCGUGUGUAUGUGUAUGUAGAUAGUAGACUUUGAUUUUAACGCACAUACAUUUAUAAAGCCUAAGGCAAUGAGUACUUUCAAUUUUCAAUUUAAACAUAUAUGUAUACGUAUAUGUAUAUAUAUAUGUAUAUGUUCAACUCAAUUGUGAGACACAAAAGAACAAGGCCAUAUCGGCGUAUAGAAUGAUAGUGAAAUUGAAGCCGAUCAAGCACGAAUAUGAAGACUAAUCAUACACACAUUGUCGUUUUCUUUUGUAUUAAAAAGAAAAGAAACAUUAUUAUUAGUAGAUGUAUAUUUUAUGUUCUGAAAGAAAAACAUCAAAAGAAAUAUUGAAUUUAUUUUCUUUUUUUCGUUCUGAGAUGAAGGCGCGACAAAUAUCCGGAGUAUAUUUCCGUGUCUAUGUUUAAUGGAAUGCAUGCGCGACGAGCAAAUAGUUAGAUUGUCUUUUUCUUCCCGAUGGGAUGCAGCAUAUAUGAAGGUCAUGACAAUGAUCGAUGUCUGGCCGUACUUCUAUUGUUUCUAUUACUGAUACUAAUCAAGGACAUGAAGGUCAAAAUAUAUGAACUGUUGAUGUAACAUUUUUU
Molecule: messenger RNA, 1044 nt
Organism: Adineta steineri
Lineage: Eukaryota; Metazoa; Rotifera; Eurotatoria; Adinetida; Adinetidae
Source: the annotation of a GenBank genome assembly